Molecule: messenger RNA, 2114 nt
Organism: Dacryopinax primogenitus
Lineage: Eukaryota; Fungi; Basidiomycota; Dacrymycetes; Dacrymycetales; Dacrymycetaceae
Product: kinase-like protein
Exons: 5
Coding region: 105-1934 (609 amino acids)
Biological process (GO): protein phosphorylation
Molecular function (GO): protein kinase activity; ATP binding
Source: RefSeq, a predicted model, not a curated record
CACUGUGGCAUCGCAUCCCAUCGUCGUUCAUCAAAUCCCCACUGUUCAUACACGUCCCAAACAACCAUUUCGUAUAGGCUAUUUGCUACAACUUCUCUUCAGUCAUGCAAGCUUCGCCAACACCGUCCACACUUUCCUCUUCCUCUCUCUCCUCCUCGACGCUCUCCUCCUCAACUCUCUCUCCAGCAUCCAUCAACAUCAACACCUCAGUCUCCCCUUCAGGCUCCCCAUCACCAUCCUCGCCCCUCGUUAGAAAGAAGCGUAACUUCAAGCCUCUCGGACUGGCCAUAUCUCCGGUCGCGCCCUCUCCAGGCUCAUCUCUUUCUAUGCCAAGCGCGAUGCUCGCAGGUGUUGGCGGCGCGAUCGUCAGCAGGGAAGCGACGAUCACACCCGAUCAUCCGCUGCCUACUCCACCACUCCUCUCGGUCCCCAAGCCGCCAAUGGGAGGUGGUAUCUCCACCCUCCGCCCUCCGCCUCUCGGUGGUGGUGGGGGAGGUAGACGUCGCCCACCCCCUCUGCUCGACGUCUCCAAAAGCAAGGCCCUCCCCAAAGAACCGAAAGAGAACGGAGUACACGUCUCCCCGGCGCGUAGCGCUUCAUCUGCCGGUGGAUCCUCACCCUUCGGAUACUCUUCCUACCCCGGUGGAACACCAAACACCGGCAGCCAGAGGACAAACCUGCAGAACAAGCUUUCGGAACAACUGGCAACGCUGGAGAUGGGCGAGAAGGGGGAGAGGAUCGAGUUGAAGGUCGAGGAUUUGAAGACAAUUUGUGAGCUUGGGCAGGGUAAUGGAGGGACGGUCAGCAAGGUCAUGCAUAUCCCAACGGGGAAAACGAUGGCACGGAAGUUGGUACUCAUUGAUGCUAAGCCUGCGGUGAGGAAACAAAUCCUUCGUGAGCUACAGAUCAUGCACGACUGUCGUUCUACCCGGAUUAUCUCCUUUUACGGCGCGUUUGUCGCCGACCCACAUAUAUGCAUAUGUAUGGAGUUCGCGGACAAAGGGAGUUUGGACCAGAUAUACAAACGGAUCGGUGCGAUCGACAUUGAAGUCGUGGCGCAGAUUGCGCUGGCUGUGCUUGAGGGGCUUACAUAUUUAUACGACGCCCACCGCAUUAUUCACCGAGAUAUCAAACCGAGUAACAUCUUGUUCAACUCGGCUGGACAGAUCAAGCUGUGCGAUUUCGGUGUCAGCGGGGAGCUGAUUAACAGUAUUGCGGACACGUUUGUGGGCACGAGUACCUAUAUGAGCCCCGAGCGUAUCCAGGGUGCACAGUAUACUGUCAAGUCGGACGUGUGGUCACUUGGUAUCACCUUGAUCGAGCUUGCUCUUGGCAGGUUCCCUUUCAGCGACGAUGAUUCCGAGCUAGAAGAAUCAGACGAAGAAGACGAAGACGCAGACGCAGACGCAGAUGCAGAUAUCGCGCAUUACAUUGCCAACGGGCUGUCUAGUGCCUCUUCUGUAGACACAGAGCGGAGUUUCGCGGACAGCGAGGAUUCUUUUGGCGAGGGCACACUCUCCCCGCGCCGCGCACCGCUCGCCAUCCCCCCUCCUACUAUUUCCAUCUCCUCUGCUUCGACCCACUCCGCCGCCGAUACGGACACCACUACCACCCCGCAGACCUCGCGCGGCGCGCCCAAGCUAUCCGCUGCGACCAACGUUAAGAAGAACAGGCGCAAGUCGCGCGGUGUUUCCCUUCAAGGUGGCGGGAUGACAAUGUCCAUCCUCGAGCUCUUGCAGCACAUUGUCAACGAGCCUGCGCCCACCUUACCAGCGGCGAAGUACGGUCAGGAGGCGCGCGACUUCGUCGCCAAGUUACUGGAGAAGAAGCCUGAGGACAGGCCGAGCCCUAAGGAGCUCCUCGGGGAUAGAUGGAUGAUCAGGGCUCGAGAGGAGGGGUAUGAUCUUGUCGCAUGGGCGGAGACGAUUCCCUGAGCUUUGCCACGGAGUGGAUUACGGUUGCGGACAGUGUCUGGCAGCCAUGAUGGCAUGCACAAUAUGUGUGCAUGUACGAACGCAUGACCUAUCCGCGGAUACGCAUGCAGAUUACAUACCCCCCGGGGGCGACGACCUGUCCUCCUGCUCUUCCCUUCCCUACGCGCUUCGCUCAUGUUU